CGGAGGAUAUUUUACCCCUCUUCCCUCUGCUCUCUCUCUCUCUCUCUCUUAAACCCUGUAAAGCACACAUUUUCCAUUCAGGGGUUUUUCAAUUUUAUCUCCCAUUUAUCUUUCUUCAACAAUCCAAUUUCCAGCACACAAACGAACACACACAUAUUUAUACAUACAUAUAUAUGUAUAUGUAUGUAUAACUAGCGCAAUUUAGUAUUUACUGUUACAAACAUGGCUGCUUCAAGUGCAAUUUCAGUGUGUCCGCACAAGCUUCUAUGGUGCCAACAACCCAAGCCCAGAAAAAACUUCGUUUCCUGCUGUGUAUCUAUCCCUUCAGUAGUUAAGGGUACACAAAGCUCGAAAAUACCCAAUAGAAGGUCUGGAAGAUCAGAAGGACCUGGAAAGAGUAUGGAGGAUUCGGUUAAGCGCAAGAUGGAGCAAUUUUACGAAGGGUCCGACGGACCUCCUCUACGUAUACUACCCAUCGGUGGUUUAGGAGAAAUCGGGAUGAAUUGCAUGCUUGUGGGAAAUUACGAUCGAUAUAUUCUAAUCGAUGCUGGUAUAAUGUUCCCAGACUGUGAGGAUCUUGGUGUUCAGAAGAUUAUUCCCGAUACGACUUUUAUAAAGAAAUGGAGCCACAAAAUCGAAGCUGUUAUUAUUACUCACGGGCAUGAAGACCACAUCGGUGCGUUGCCUUGGGUCAUUCCUGCUCUCGAUCCUCACACACCAAUAUUUGCUUCGUCCUUCACAAUGGAGCUUAUCAAAAAGCGGUUAAAGGAGUUUGGGAUAUUUGUUCCGUCUAGACUUAAGAUAUUUAAGACUAAGCGGAGAUUCGUUGCCGGGCCAUUUGACGUUGAACCGAUUAGGGUUACGCACUCUAUUCCAGAUUGUUCCGGGUUGGUUUUCCGAUGUUCUGAUGGAACUAUUCUUCACACAGGAGAUUGGAAGAUAGACGAGUCACCAUUGGAUGGGAAAGUUUUUGACCGUGAGGCUCUAGAAGAACUUUCAAAAGAAGGAGUGACUUUGAUGAUGAGCGAUUCGACAAACGUACUCUCACCGGGAAGGACACUAAGCGAGUCUGUAGUGGCAGAUUCGUUAUUAAGACAUAUCUCAGCUAUCCAAGGAAGAGUUAUCACCACUCAAUUUGCUUCAAACAUUCAUCGGCUCGGUAGCGUAAAAGCUGCCGCUGAUUUGACUGGACGCAAAUUGGUAUUUGUUGGUAUGUCGUUAAGGACUUACUUAGAAGCCGCGUGGAAAGACGGAAAGGCCCCUAUUGAUCCUUCAACGCUGGUGAAAGUAGAAGAUAUUGAAGCUUAUGCACCAAAGGACUUACUAAUCGUCACAACUGGUUCUCAAGCAGAGCCACGUGCUGCGUUGAAUCUUGCAUCGUAUGGAACAAGUCAUUCCCUCAAGUUGAAUAAAGAAGACGUGAUUUUGUACUCUGCAAAGGUAAUACCAGGUAACGAGACUCGAGUGAUGAAAAUGCUGAAUCGAAUAUCGGAAAUCGGAUCGACAGUAGUGAUGGGGAAGAACGAGCUUCUGCAUUCAUCUGGUCAUGCCCAUCGUGAAGAACUCGACGAAGUGCUGAAAAUCGUAAAACCCCAACACUUCCUACCCAUUCAUGGAGAACUCUUAUUCUUGAAAGAGCACGAGUUGCUUGGAAAGUCAACCGGCAUUCGACAUACUACAGUCAUAAAGAAUGGGGAAAUGUUAGGAGUGUCCCAUUUGAGGAAUCGAAGAGUUCUAUCAAACGGCUUCAUUUCCCUCGGUAAAGAGAAUCUGCAGCUGAUGUAUAGUGACGGUGACAAAGCAUUCGGUACAUCAACCGAACUAUGUCUCGAUGAAAGGGUGAGAAUAGCAUCCGACGGUAUUAUAGUCAUUAGUAUGGAAAUUAUGCGGCCACAAGCAACAGAUAAUUCGGUCGAGAAGGUCUUGAAAGGGAAAAUAAGAAUCACAACACGAUGCUUAUGGCUCGAUAAAGGUAAACUAUUGGACGCGCUUCACAAAGCCGCACACGCAUCACUGUCCAGCUGUCCCGUGAGUUGCCCCCUGGCCCACAUGGAAAGAACCGUGUCUGAAGUUCUGAGAAAAAUGGUGAGGAAGUACAGUAGCAAAAGACCAGAAGUGAUAGCUAUUGCUAUCGAGAAUCCAGCUGGCGUUCUUGCCGAUGAAAUCAACGGAAAAUUAUCCGGGAAAUCGCGUCCGGGAUCCGAGAUUGCAGCAUUGAGACGAGCAGUUGGCGGGCAUGAAAAGAAGAGACAGCCUGUCGCUGUAGUUGACGAAGAUGGCAAUGGUCUUCCACUUGCAACGAGUACCCCCGAACCAGAGUUACAAGUUCAAGAAACCGAUGAGAAAGUUCAAGUUAAGGAAGUAGCUAUCAACGAGUCCGACGAUUUUUGGAAGCCGUUCACAUCCUCUUCGGUGCCCAUUCAAUUAGACAGCAACAUUGAUUUGCUUCCGGAAGAACAGAAAGAAGAGGCCAAAGAAGAAAUCGGCGAUGAGGUCAUUGCUGAGGUGGCAAAAUCUCAAGUAAAACCUUCCAAGGCUGCAAAGCCGAACAAAUGGAAACCCGAAGAGGUGCAGAAACUCAUUAAGCUGCGUGGGGAGCUCCACAGCAGAUUCCAAGUUCUCAAAGGGCGAAUGGCUCUUUGGGAAGAGAUAUCGUCCACUUUGUUGUUGGACGGAAUUACGAGAAGCCCUGCGCAGUGUAAAUCUCUUUGGACUUCCCUUCUUCAGAAAUACGAGGAAUGUAAGGGCGACACGAAAACCCAAAAGAGCUGGCCGUAUUUCGAGGAUGUAAACAAUAUCCUAUUGAAUUUAGAAUCUAAUGCCUCCAAAUGAUUUCUAAAUGCAAUUUGCUGCUUUUUUCUUAAGAAAGCAAAAAUCUUACGGCGGGUGGAAAAAAACAGCUUGCUUUACCGGACGCUGAGAAAGAAAAUCGAGGAGCUGGAUUAAAUCACACCCGGCGACCGGGAUUGAUAUGAUAGGUAGCCGGAACAAGUUUAAUUUUUAUCAAGAAUUAUAAGAUAAGCUCAAGGUUUUGAAUUAUUGUAAUUUGUGUACUUUGGACACAAAAUAUAUUGUGUAAAAAGAAUCAAUUUUGUAGACUAGUCUCAUUUUCUAUAAAAUCUGUUCUAUGAGUA
This is a messenger RNA of Erythranthe guttata (spotted monkey flower), 3134 nucleotides long. Its product is annotated as RNA-metabolising metallo-beta-lactamase family protein. The record is from RefSeq and is a predicted model, not a curated record. Lineage: Eukaryota; Viridiplantae; Streptophyta; Magnoliopsida; Lamiales; Phrymaceae.